This is a messenger RNA of Magnolia sinica, 1487 nucleotides long. RefSeq names its product IAA-amino acid hydrolase ILR1-like 4. NCBI's taxonomy places the organism in Eukaryota, Viridiplantae, Streptophyta, Magnoliopsida, Magnoliales, Magnoliaceae. Gene Ontology annotation, molecular function: IAA-Ala conjugate hydrolase activity. The record is from RefSeq and is a predicted model, not a curated record. Bases 127 to 1452 code for a protein of 441 amino acids. Gene Ontology annotation, biological process: auxin metabolic process. Gene Ontology annotation, cellular component: endoplasmic reticulum. The transcript has 5 exons.
ACGUGAGCCUACCGUGGGGCCGCUUCCGAUGCUCUUGAUAGCCCCGCCUUUGCGUUGUUCAUAUCUCUUACUGUCGGUCUCAUCUUCUCUUUCCGUUUCCCAAAACCCUCAGUUGCAGAUAAAAAUAUGGAUUUCUACAGAUGGGUUUAUCUAAUGCUCUUCAGUUUCCUACCCAUCUUCUCCUUUUCUCUACCCCAUCCAAAUGGUUUCUCCAAAAUCUCAUCAGACUAUCUCAGCCAUGCAAAAAAACCAGAGCUGGUGGAUUGGAUGGUGGAUAUCAGGAGGAGAAUACAUGAGAAGCCAGAACUCUGUUUUGAGGAAUUUGAGACCAGUAAGCUCAUCAGGAGACAGCUUGAUGAGAUGGGUGUUCGGUACAAGUACCCAGUAGCCAUUACAGGGAUCGUCGGUUUUAUUGGGACCGGCGGGCCGCCUUUCGUUGCGAUAAGAGCCGACAUGGAUGCUCUUCCAAUGCAGGAGAGUGUGGAGUGGGAGCACAAGAGUAAAGUGGAGGGCAAGAUGCAUGCUUGCGGACACGAUGCCCACGUCACGAUGCUGCUUGGUGCUGCAAAGAUCCUUCAAGAGCAUCUUGAGAAUUUGCAGGGAACUGUUGUCCUUCUAUUUCAACCAGGUGAGGAAGGAUGUGGAGGAGCACAGAGAAUGAUAGAAGCUGGAGUAUUAGAGAACAUUGAAGCCAUUUUUGGGCUGCAUGUCUACCCAUUCUCACCCAUCGGUGUAGUCUCCUCCAGGCCUGGUCCAAUUAUGGCUGGGAGUGGAGUAUUUGAGGCAGUAAUAAGUGGGAAGGGAGGUCACGCGGCAAUCCCUCACCGCGCAAUCGAUCCGAUUUUAGCGGCAUCCAACAUAGUUGUUAGCUUGCAACAUCUUGUUUCACGUGAAGCUGAUCCCUUGGAUUCACAGGUAGUAACGGUAGCAAAAUUCCAAGGCGGCAGCGCAUUCAAUGUUAUUCCAGAUUCUGUUACUAUUGGCGGCAUCUUCCGGGCCUUCUCUAAAGAAAGCCUUUCAAAACUCCAGCAACGGAUUGAAGAGGUCAUUGUUGGACAAGCAGCUGUACAGAGGUGUAGCGCAACUGUUGAUUUCCAAGCAAAUGGCAUCCCGUCAUAUCCUGUUACUGUAAACAACAAAGACCUGCACGAGCACUUCCUAAAUGUUGCGGGUGAUAUGCUGGGUGUCGAGAAUGUCAGAGAAAUGAGACCAAUUACAGGAUCGGAAGAUUUUGCAUUUUUCACAGAUUUGAUGCCAGCAUAUUACUUCUUCGUCGGGACGAGGAAUGAGUCACAUGGACCACUCCAAUUUCCACACUCCCCUUAUUUCACUCUCAAUGAAGAUGUGCUUCCUUAUGGCGCGGCACUAUAUGCAUCUUUGGCUACAAGGUAUCUUCUUGAAUUCCACGCUCCUUCCGUGUCUCUUGAAGAGAAGGCUCAUGAUGUACUUUAAAGGUGCCAUGCUAUGUUUUUAUAUAUCUUUUACCA